CUGAGCCGAUAAAUAACUAUAAAUUGGGUACUCCAUCGACAAACGGCAUAAGUUCCGACUUAACCAAAAAAGUGCUUAUUCAUUAGAUAAUUACAUCUGAAAAUAAUUAUACCCGUAUAUCAGAAAAGACAAGAUAUUGAGGAAAAUAGAAUUUUUGUCAGUUGUUUUCUUACAGAUUGAGCAAUGGAACAUCGCUGCGAUUGCGGCAGUUCACAUAACGAAGCUGAACUUGGUUUGCAGUACAAUUUAUUUCAGAAAAUAGACAAAGAUAACAUUGAAUGUCUUAAUGAAUAUGAAGAAGGUUCUGGAGUGAAAGUUUUCAAACCAUGGGAAGACCGACUGAAUCGUGAGAAGUAUGUGGAGAGCGAUGCAGAUGACGAGCUGCUGUUUAAUAUACCAUUUACAGGCAACGUGAAGCUGAAGGGAUUGAUUGUCACGGGAAACCAGGAUAAUUCUUAUCCUUUAAAAGUCAAGCUGUUUAAAAAUCGUCCGCACAUGGUGUUCGACGAUACAGGAAUAGAAGCCGAUCAGGAAUUCGAAUUGUCAAGAGAUCUGUAUGGCAUUCACGAGUAUCCGAUAAGGGUGGUUAAGUUUUCAUCCGUCUACCAUUUAACCUUAUAUUUUACUGGUAAUCACGGGGCAGAAAGAACGCGCAUCAAUUACAUAGGAAUGAAAGGUGAAUGGACUGAAGGGCACCAUCACGGUGUCACGAUAUGCACCUACGAAUCACGGCCGCAAAUUUCUGAUCACCUUACUCAAGAACACACUGUGACCAAACAUGUACACUGAUCACGUUAAUAAUGAUAUUCCCAAUAACCUCUAACAAAUACUACAACUAUGUGAUCAUUACUUAAAUUAAUUAUAACAACCGCCAUUAUUUACCAUACAAAAACGCAAUUUUUUCAUCUAAACUUGUACUUUUUUUUAUAAAACUUGAAAUAAAUCUUAUUAAACAAUCAA
Molecule: messenger RNA, 960 nt
Organism: Neodiprion virginianus
Lineage: Eukaryota; Metazoa; Arthropoda; Insecta; Hymenoptera; Diprionidae
Product: PITH domain-containing protein GA19395
Exons: 6
Coding region: 184-789 (201 amino acids)
Cellular component (GO): nucleus
Source: RefSeq, a predicted model, not a curated record